This is a messenger RNA of Vigna angularis (adzuki bean), 2551 nucleotides long. RefSeq names its product profilin-1-like. Bases 351 to 950 code for a protein of 199 amino acids. The transcript is spliced from 8 exons. Gene Ontology annotation, cellular component: cell cortex. Gene Ontology annotation, biological process: FMN biosynthetic process; riboflavin biosynthetic process. The record is from RefSeq and is a predicted model, not a curated record. Lineage: Eukaryota; Viridiplantae; Streptophyta; Magnoliopsida; Fabales; Fabaceae. Gene Ontology annotation, molecular function: actin monomer binding; riboflavin kinase activity.
CCCAAAACAAUCUGAACCAUGUCUUGGCAAACUUACGUCGACGACCACCUUCUCUGCGAAAUUGAAGGCAAGCACCUCACUCACGCUGCUAUCAUCGGCCAUGACGGCAGCGUUUGGGCUCAGAGCUCCAGCUUCCCUCAGAUUCUCCUAUCUCUACUCAACGCCUUCACUUAUAAAUCAAGCCAAGAUUCCAGAAGGAUCGCCUUGCAACGUUUGUCAAUAUGCUAAACCUGAUCCGCAAAGGAAACCAAUCCGAAUUGACUUGGACUGCACUUAGUAGUUUUGAGCAGUUGAAUACAACAACUGUAUUUUAAUCUGAUGUUUUAAAACCUGAGGAAGUAUCUGGGAUCAUGAAUGACUUUAAUGAGCCUGGAACACUUGCUCCCACUGGAUUGUACCUUGGUGGCACUAAAUAUAUGGUCAUCCAAGGUGAACCCGGCUCUGUCAUUCGAGGCAAGAAGGGUCCUGGUGGUGCUACUGUGAAGAAGACCAAUAUGGCCUUGAUCAUUGGCAUUUAUGAUGAGCCCAUGACUCCAGGUCAAUGCAACAUGACAGUUGAAAGGCUUGGUGAUUAUCUCAUUGAACAGGGGGUGGAGGGAACUUUGCCCUUAGAUCUUUGGUAUAUUGGUGGUCCUGUUGUCAAGGGAUUUGGUCGUGGCUCGAAGGUACUUGGGAUUCCUACAGCAAAUUUAUCGACAAAGGGAUAUUCAGAUCUCCUUUCAGAACAUCCUGCGGGAGUUUAUUUUGGUUGGGCUGGAUUGUCAGCAAGAGGUGUUUUUAAAAUGGUGAUGAGCCUUGGUUGGAAUCCAUAUUUUAACAACAAAGAAAAGACUAUAGAACCAUGGUUACUUCAUGACUUUAACGAGGAUUUCUAUGGGGAAGAACUACGACUUGUUAUAGUUGGUUACAUACGUCCGAGGCCAAUUUUCCAUCCCUUGAAAGCUUGGUAGCUAAAAUUUAUGAAGAUCGCAGAGUUGCUGAAAGGGCUCUUGAUCUUCCCUUAUAUUCAAGCUUUAAGAAUGAUUCGUAUCUGAGAAGCUCUUAACAUUUAUCUAACAGGUUCUUGUCCCAGAAAUCCCAGGUGUUUAUUGUUGUAAACGCAUAAUACAGUUAUUCCACACAAUAAGUUUGCAUAUUAUACCCUUCUCACCCUAUAAUUUAUAUGCAUCAGUGACAUAAUGCAAAGUGAUUGUUAAGUAGAUAUUUGUUUUAUUUGAAUUUCUGCUUAGGAAGUUCUGUUAUUUUUUUUUUAAAUAAAUGGUCAGUUGCUGUCCGAGUCUUUAGGGAGUGGAGCUACAAUUUAGUUCUCAAUCUUAGCAGUUUACAACCCACUCUGAGGUGUAAUAGUAGCGGGUUUAGUUAUUGUUUUUCUUAGCUUUACUAGGCUAUAAGUUUGUAUCACUUAUAUGCAUUGCAAACAUUAUACAAUUUGGUAUAAGAGCUCCUUUAUAGGGGCAUGAACCAGAAACUAAUUAGGAGAAAAAUCUGGUGAGAAUGAGAGAAAAUCUGUAAGGGGUAUACACUAGGGUGAGAGAGAGAAACACCUAUACAGUGCAAACUUGAGAAAAUAUCCUGAAGCAAUGGCAGAGUAUGUGCAGCCAACAAUUCCCAACUUUGAUUGACGCUAUGACCCCUGGACAAAAUUGAUGGAAAACUUCCUUCGAUCAAAAGAGUUUUGGCACUUGGUGGAGCAUUGAAUUGAAGACGUUUCUAAUAAAGUCAAUGCAACAGAAGCAGAAAUCAAAUUAAUGGAGGAGCAAAAGUUGAAGGAUCUGAAUUUUGGACACUAUUCUAAAUUAUGAAAAAUGAAGCAGAAAUUUCAGGGAUUAACUGGGGUUAAACGAGUACGACUGCAAGCAUUAUGCAAAGACUUUGAAUUUGCCUGCAAAUGAAGGAGGGAGAAUCAGUGAAUUCAUUUUUUUCUGACCUUGAAGAUUCCUAAAAGUAUGAAAGCCUGUGUGGUGAGAACAUGCAGGAGAAUGUCAUAACUGCAAAAAUUUUGUGGCUUAUGACAACAGAGUUCAACUACAUAGUAUGCUUUAUUGAAGAAUCCAACAUGGAAGCCAUGACUAUAGACGAACUCCAAAGUAACUUACAGGUUCAUGAACAAAGAAUGAUGCUGGCGGUAGAAGAACAGUUUAUGCAGAUCGUGACAGAUGAGAAAAGCCUGACUUGCUUCACACCGUUACUUAUACUCAACAGUCCUUUGGUGCUUACUGGUUGUUCUUGGUGGCCAUUUUCAACCACUUCCCACACUUCUUGGAAACCAAGUAGUGCUUUUAUUUGCAGACUCCGGUUGUCAUAAUCUACAGCUUUUGACAACUUAGGCAGAGGCAUACUGUUUUAAGGUUGGCUAUCCCACUCAAACUUUCUAGUUCUCAAAGCACUCUCUAGCUCUCUGUCUUUCUCUUAAACAUUCAGGCUCUGAAGGUCUGAUGCCUAUUUGUUGACAACAAGUCUAUCUAAAUAUAGACUUUUAGUAUUGCUUGCUGUAUAAAAUACAUAGAGGAGUUCAUGAACUAUUUAUAGGUCCUUUGUUUUGGCCUUUCAA